AUGCAUUCCAUUCUUCGAAGAAGAUGCAUUGGGCACAUUGCAAAGCUCCAGUCUCGGCAUUACGCUACUCCUUCGGCCAUAUCACCAAGACAUCUCCUCUCCAUUGCAGACCUUACCCCGGCAGAGUUCACCGCUCUAGUCCGAAAUGGCCUGUCUCAUAAACAGGCAAUCAAAUCUGGAUCUACUCCGGAGACUCUCAGAGGCGCAUUGUCUGGCCAGACAGUUGCCAUGGUCUUCCACAAGCGAAGCACGCGAACCAGAGUUUCUACGGAAGGAGCGGUGACACGCAUGGGUGGUCAUCCGAUGUUUCUUGGGAAAGACGAUAUCCAAUUAGGUGUUAAUGAAUCUCUUUACGACACUUCGGUUGUUCUCUCCUCCAUGGUAUCAUGCAUUGUUGCCCGUGUUGGGCCACACUCCGACGUGGCCAACCUUGCCAAGCACUCGACCGUUCCGGUGAUAAAUGCUCUGUGUGACACGUUCCAUCCCCUACAAACCAUAGCCGAUUUCAUCACGAUAAAAGAAACCUUUGCACCUCAAUCUAUCUCAAGUCAGAGUGCAUCGUCUUCCCUGGGGCUGGAAGGGUUGAAGAUAGCCUGGGUUGGCGAUGCAAACAACGUGCUGUUUGACCUUGCCAUUGGAGCAACUAAAAUGGGAGUAGAUGUCGCUGUUGCCACUCCCAAAGGUUACGAGAUACCCACUCAUAUUGUUGACCUUGUUAAGAGUGCGGAAGAGGGUACCCGAAGCCCCGGUACACUGACACAGACCUGUUCCCCUGAAGAGGCGGUCAAGAAAGCAGAUGUGAUUGUAACUGAUACUUGGGUAUCCAUGGGGCAAGAGGAAGAGAAACUACAGCGCUUGAGGGCGUUUGAAGGGUUCCAAGUUACUACCGAGCUCGCAAAACGCGGAGGGGCUAAUGAAGGCUGGCGUUUCAUGCACUGCCUCCCCCGGCACCCUGAGGAAGUCAGCGAUGAGGUGUUUUAUGGAGAACGAUCUCUGGUGUUCCCGGAAGCUGAGAACAGACUCUGGGCUGCGAUAUCGGCUAUUCAGGCCUUCGUGGUGCAGAAGGGGCAAAUUGUCUGA
Messenger RNA from Nannizzia gypsea CBS 118893, 1080 nucleotides. RefSeq names its product ornithine carbamoyltransferase. The transcript has a single exon. Gene Ontology annotation, molecular function: amino acid binding; ornithine carbamoyltransferase activity. Gene Ontology annotation, cellular component: mitochondrion. Lineage: Eukaryota; Fungi; Ascomycota; Eurotiomycetes; Onygenales; Arthrodermataceae. Gene Ontology annotation, biological process: L-citrulline biosynthetic process. The record is from RefSeq and is a predicted model, not a curated record. Bases 1 to 1080 code for a protein of 359 amino acids.